CCCACUCGCUCCCGACGUGCAGGUGGCCCAAAGUCUCCCGGGAUCAUGGUAGUGCUGAAGGGAAUCCCCGCACUGCUCUCUCCGGAGCUGCUCUUCGCCCUGGCCAAGAUGGGGCACGGAGAUGAGAUUGUUCUUGCAGAUGCCAAUUUUCCUACUUCUUCCAUAUGCCGGUGUGGCCCACUGGAAGUCAGAGCAGAUGGCUUGAGCAUCCCACAGCUCCUGGAGUCCAUCCUGAAGCUGCUCCCCUUGGAUACUUAUGAGCCAAAUUCGGUGGUCGUCAUGGACCUGGUGGAGAGCGACAAGGCCAAAGGCCUCCAGACACCUGAUGUGUGGCAAACCUACAAGAGCCUGUUGUCUCAGGCCGGCUUCAGUGAGGACCUGGGGAAGGUGGAAAGGUUUGCUUUUUAUGAACAGGCAAAAAAGGCAUUUGCUGUGGUUGCAACGGGAGAAACAGCUCUAUAUGGAAACAUCAUCCUCAGGAAAGGUGUGAUUGCACCACAGGAGCAGCGUUAGGAUCUGAGGAUGAAGAAGACCCAAGGACAGCCAUCGGAAGACAAAGCCAUUCCUCGCUUCUAGAAUGAUCGCUGACAGCAAUGCAGACACACAUUGGCUCAUGUGACGAGGAUGUAAAGGGAAGUCGAAUGGAAAUCAGACUUUGGCUCUAAUGUUAGCUGAAUAAAUACAUUUUCUGCUUCUUG
Molecule: messenger RNA, 698 nt
Organism: Dromiciops gliroides (monito del monte)
Lineage: Eukaryota; Metazoa; Chordata; Mammalia; Microbiotheria; Microbiotheriidae
Gene: FUOM
Product: fucose mutarotase
Exons: 6
Coding region: 46-513 (155 amino acids)
Biological process (GO): fucose metabolic process
Molecular function (GO): racemase and epimerase activity, acting on carbohydrates and derivatives; fucose binding
Source: RefSeq, a predicted model, not a curated record